AAUUUUAUUAUUAUUUUCCUUCGGUUUCUUCUUCUUCCUCUUCUUCUUAGGAAUCUGAUUUAUACUCCAAUGGCUUCCUCAGCAAUCUGAUUUUCUCUCUCUUCACCGUCUGGUUUAUCUCUUCAUAGCUCUCUCUCCUCCUCUCCUGUUUUCUGCUGUUUCUUUCUCCUUUUUCUGAGGAUAGACGACAUUGGUGAUCUGUUCAAUCGCUUCAUCGGAUCUUCAAGCUCCUGAAAUUCUCUGUUUUGCAUCAAUGGUGGGAGUUGUUUGAGUUAGAUGUUGAUGCUAUGAGAAAAUUAGGUCGGCAGUGAGUUUCUGAAGGUUUCCUAGAACGGUUCUUGUAGAUGAUGCUGGCCGAUUGCAGCUUGUAGAAGCUGCAUUCAAGAAUGAUGCUUACCUUUCAAUUUAUAUUAACUCAGUCCUACGAUGAAAAGCGGGUUUUUGUCGACGAUAUAUAUUUCAUGCUACAGUCUAGCGGUAAACCGUUUAUGAGUGCUGGUGAAAGCUCUUGCGUUAAAAUAAUAGACACCUCUUUGGUGUGGAGGUUGGCAGAAGCCAAUUGACAAUUUCUUUUUGUGCUAUAGCUAAAAGGGAAAUAAUGGAAAGGUAUAAAGUUUUGGAAGAGCUUGGAGAUGGUGCCUGCGGUAGUGUAUAUAAGGCCUUCAAUAUGGAAACAUAUGAAGUUGUUGCUGUCAAGAAAAUGAAGAGAAAAUUUUACUACUGGGAAGAGUGCAUGAACCUACGGGAAGUUAAGGCUCUUCGCAAGCUUAAUCAUCCCAAUGUCAUAAAGUUGAAGGAGGUUGUGAGGGAAAAUAAUGAGCUCUUCUUCAUCUUUGAGUGCAUGGAACACAAUCUGUACCAAAUAACGAAAGAACGGGAAACACCUUUUCCGGAAGGGGAAAUAAGAAGUUUUAUGUCUCAGAUGCUGCAAGGGCUGGCUCACAUGCAUAAGAAUGGUUAUUUUCAUCGGGACCUAAAACCUGAAAACUUGCUGGUGACAAACGAUAUCCUGAAAAUUGCUGACUUUGGGCUGGCUAGAGAAGUUGCAUCGCUGCCUCCUUACACCGAGUAUGUCUCUACACGUUGGUAUCGAGCUCCUGAAGUUUUACUGCAGUCAUCAUCAUACACUCCUGCAGUCGACAUGUGGGCGGUUGGGGCAAUAUUAGCUGAGCUUUUCAUGUUAUCCCCUAUAUUCCCUGGAGAAAGCGAAAUGGAUCAAUUAUACAAGAUCUGCUGUGUUCUUGGUAAGCCGGACUGGACCAUUUUCCCUGAAGCAAAAAGCAUAUCCCGAAUAAUUAGUAUUAGUCAUUCAGAGUUUUCACAGCCCCGAAUUGCUAAUCUCAUUUCUAAUGCUUCCCUUGAAGCUAUUGACUUAAUCACUCAACUCUUAUCAUGGGAUCCUUUGAGACGACCAACUGCAGAUCAAGCGCUACAGCAUCCAUUUUUCAAUAUGGCUAAGCGGGUUUCAUAUCCACUCCAUGACCUCGAGCUGAGACUCAAUAACAAGGGUGGAGCAAUGCCAAAUCUUGAGCUAAACCUCUGGGACUUCGACACAGAACAGGACGAAUGUUUUCUUGGCUUGACACUGGGUGUGAAACCAAGUGCUUCUAACUUAGAAAUGGUCCACAAUGUAUCUCAGGGUAUGGGUGAGAAUAUUCUGUUUUGCUCGGGGCUCAAUGACGACGCCGAGCCAUCAGUUUUCUGGUCACUUCUAUCUUCUGAUCAAAAUCGCUUCCAUGGCGCCUCGGUUGAAUCUUCUUCGCCUCUGUCUCUUUCGUUUGGUUCGAUUCAGCAACAUACAACGAUGGGACAACCUCACUCGACGGGGUUCACUGUCGCCUCCUUGCAACCCAACGUCUUGGACCGGUCGUUGCUGGCAGUUUCCGCCCCGUUCCAGCAGCGACAUUACCUCUGAAUGAAUCUCCCCAACUCGUCGGUACAAAAAAGGAAAAACAAAGUGAAGAGUCUGAGCUUAACAGAAGAGAAAAAGAAGUUGUCUUUACCAUUUUUUUUUUUAAACUUUUGUAUAGCUUCAAGAGUGAUACUCUUUCAUAAAACGUUACCAUUACCAAUUCUUAGAGACAGUUUGAUGUCCAAAAAUACUUGUGGAACCACGACCGACCAAACAAAAGGGUCUCUGUGUAAAUGAAAAGAAGUGUUAAAAAAGUUUGUGGUCUUGUUUUUUGGACCU
This is a messenger RNA of Tarenaya hassleriana, 2191 nucleotides long. RefSeq names its product serine/threonine-protein kinase MHK-like. Lineage: Eukaryota; Viridiplantae; Streptophyta; Magnoliopsida; Brassicales; Cleomaceae. The transcript has 18 exons. Gene Ontology annotation, molecular function: protein serine/threonine kinase activity; ATP binding. Gene Ontology annotation, cellular component: cytoplasm; nucleus. Gene Ontology annotation, biological process: protein phosphorylation; intracellular signal transduction. The record is from RefSeq and is a predicted model, not a curated record. Bases 599 to 1915 code for a protein of 438 amino acids.